AUGGAGAAAAGCAAGUUUUUAACAAGUCUAGUAGCUCUACUACUUGUGUUGCCAUAUGCAAAUGCAACCUUGUCAAUCCCUAAAGCUAAGAAGCACUUUGUGCUAGUUCAUAGACCAUGCCAUGGAGCCUGGUCCUGGUACAAGAUUGUGGCAUUGAUGAGAUCUUCGGGGCAUAAUGUUACAGCUCUUGACUUGGGUGCUUCUGGAAUCAACCCGAAACAGGCCCUUGAAAUCCCACAUUUUUCCGAUUACUUGAGUCCUCUAAUGGAGUUCAUGUCUUCUCUUCCUGCACAUGAAAAAGUCGUUCUUGUAGGCCAUGAAUUUGGUGGUUUGGCCAUUUCUAAGGCCAUGGAAAACUUUCCAGAAAAGAUUUCAGUUGCUGUAUUUGUUACUGCUCUAAUGCCUGGUCUAACUCCCAAUGCAACGGCCACCCUCUACAACGAGCUCUUGGCAGACACUGGUGUAUUAACUUCACUUGAUAAUCGUGUUGCUUAUGAUAAUGGACCUACUAAUCCUCCAACAACCUUGAGUUAUGGUCCCAAAUACUUGGCAGUUAAGCUUUACGAUAAGAGCCCAAUUCAGGAUUUGGCACUGGCAACUACACUAGUAAGGCCAAUAUACUUGUACAGUGUGAAAGAUGUUUCUAUGGAGAUAGUUCUUUCGAGAAAAAGGUAUGGAUCAGUUAGGAGAGUAUUCAUUGUUGCUGCUGAUGAUAACCUUCUGAAGAAAGAAAUUCAGAAGAGGAUGAUUGAAAAGAAUCCACCAGAUGAAGUGGAAGUGAUCCAAGGCUCUGAUCACAUGACCAUGAUGUCUAAACCCCUUCAACUUUUUACUACACUUGUGAGCAUUGCUAACAAGUAUAGCUAA
This is a messenger RNA of Solanum verrucosum, 867 nucleotides long. Its product is annotated as methyl jasmonate esterase 1-like. Lineage: Eukaryota; Viridiplantae; Streptophyta; Magnoliopsida; Solanales; Solanaceae. The transcript is spliced from 3 exons. The record is from RefSeq and is a predicted model, not a curated record. Gene Ontology annotation, biological process: salicylic acid metabolic process; jasmonic acid metabolic process. Bases 1 to 867 code for a protein of 288 amino acids. Gene Ontology annotation, molecular function: methyl indole-3-acetate esterase activity; methyl jasmonate esterase activity; methyl salicylate esterase activity.